GCUCCUCCCCUGCGGGCUCCUCCCCCUGGCCGGGAGCUUCAUGCGGCUGUUCUGGCCGCACAGCCUGGCUGCGGCUCCGGCUUGGGGUUCCUCGGGCGAGGAUGGAGCAGUAGCCGAUCCUCCUUUUCCUCGCAGGAAUCGCCUGCAGUGGUACUGACCAUGAGCUCCGAGCGUAGGGAGCAGGCGGCGCCCCGGUCUGACGGAGGUGGCUGCGCCUGUGGCCGCCGGGGCAGCGGCGGAGGCAGCUGGCGCCUCUUCCUGGGCUUCUUCGCGCUCUCGCUUGCGCUGCACCUCCUUACCCUGGGCUGCUACCUGGAGCUGCGUUCCGAGCUGCGCCGGGAGCGGGACCCCGCUCCCACGCCUUCUCCCCGUCACGGGGGGACCGCGGCCGCCCAGAGCUCCUCCGGCUCGGCCCGCCUGCAGCACCUCGCCGAACCCACGGACCGCCGCCAGCAGCUGGCCUUGCUGAAUUUCUUCCUCCCUGAAGAAAAACUGCAUCUUGAAGAAGAAACUAGGCAUGUCCGCCGAAAUAAAAGGAGUAAAAGUAGUGAAGGACCUGAUGGUCCAAGUUCAGUUAAAAACAAGAAAAAGGGUAAAAAGGCUGGUCCUCCAGGGCCCAAUGGUCCUCAAGGGCCACCAGGACCUCCUGGACCCCAGGGGCCCCCAGGAAUUCCAGGGAUCCCUGGAAUUCCAGGCACAACUGUAAUGGGACCUCCUGGUCCUCCUGGUCCUCCUGGCCCCCAGGGACCACCUGGGCUUCAGGGCCCUUCAGGUGCCACAGACAAAGCUGUCUCCAGGGAGACACAGCCAGCUGUGGUUCAUCUCCAGGGCCAAGGGUCAGCAAUUCAAGUAAAGAAUGGUGGAGUGCUCAAUGACUGGUCUCGCAUCAUUAUGAACCCCAAGGUGUUUAAGCUGCAUGCACGCAGUGGGGAGCUGGAGGUACUGGUGGACGGCACAUACUUCAUCUAUAGUCAGGUAGAAGUGUACUACAUAAACUUCACAGAUUUUGCCAGCUAUGAGGUGGUGGUGGAUGAAAAGCCAUUCCUACAGUGCACCCGGAGUAUUGAGACAGGCAAGACCAACUUCAACACCUGUUACACAGCUGGGGUCUGCCUCCUCAAAGCCAGGCAGAAGAUUGCAGUGAAAAUGGUCCAUGCUGACAUCUCCAUCAACAUGAGCAAGCACACGACUUUCUUUGGGGCCAUACGGCUAGGAGAUGCACCAACAUCUUAGAUGAACUUGGCAUAUACAUGGAGUCUCCCAGAACUGCACAGUGCUGCUUUUCAUAAGAAUAUGAGGGGGUUCUAUAAUCCAGCCACAAAGAAAACUGAUCCAGAGCUAUUUAUUUCUUUACGUGGAUACAGGAAGAGCAAGGUCACCUGUGAUUUGCAUGGAGACUUGUAUUGGAAAGGCAGUUGAGAAAGCAUUGUGAAGAAGAAAGGCUAGCAUGUCCUUUCUUGCCUCAGUGUUUCAAGUAUUACUGCACUGAUAUUCUGCUCUGUGGUCCUCACCAGAGAUUUCUGAUGAGAAUGAUAUGGGUUUCCUGCUUUUAUGUUGCACUAGCUAUAGCAUCCAUGGCAGUGGCAGAAGGCGAGAAAAGACAGACUUUCUGAUGAGUUGUUCUCUCUAGGCACUCAUGCACUGCUGCCUUUGCACACUGAGGGCAAGAAACCUGUGGGGUUUCUCCACCUACGAGGGAGAGUUCUAUUUUAGGGCAAUGACAUUGCAGUGUGAAAGGUGACAAUGCGCCCUAGACAGUGGUGUUCAUCCUCUGGGCUGUAAGAAUAAGUAGGUUGAGUGCUCCUCUACGAGGCUUGGAAGCAAGGUGCAAAUGUAAUAAGCAUUGAUGAGCAUUAAAACAUAGUCACAAAAUAAAAUGAUACCACAUAAAAAACUCUCUCACCAUUUUGCAAGCUCAGCAUUGAGAUGCUCUAGGCAGCAAUGACCACGAGAUGUUUCGGUGCCACUGGUACUUUUAAGCUCCUGCCAUGUGCCCAAAGGUUUAAGUUGCUCUAAUGGGCACUUCCUGGAAGUGGUGGUGUUGCAAUAGCAACUUGUAAUUUUACAAAACUAACUUGUUGCAUGUGAGGAAAUAUUUACAUAGGCUUCAUAGUGCAGCCUGCUGCAAACACGGCUACACACACACACACACACACACACACACACACACACACACACACACACACACACACACACACACACACACAC
This is a messenger RNA of Gopherus flavomarginatus (Mexican gopher tortoise), 2208 nucleotides long. RefSeq names its product ectodysplasin A (gene EDA). Bases 160 to 1233 code for a protein of 357 amino acids. Gene Ontology annotation, cellular component: membrane. Gene Ontology annotation, biological process: animal organ development; immune response. The record is from RefSeq and is a predicted model, not a curated record. Lineage: Eukaryota; Metazoa; Chordata; Testudines; Testudinidae. Gene Ontology annotation, molecular function: death receptor agonist activity; death receptor binding; tumor necrosis factor receptor binding. The transcript has 8 exons.